GACUGUAGUAGAACUCGGCGAAACCAGUUAGCGAGAAGCGUCUUUUUUUGUCUAGCAACGUAACAAAGGAGGAGCUCAAGAUAAGUACUUGAGGCGAGACUGAAAAAUCUGUCAAAGUUCACUUACAGUGAUCGAGAGAGGAUCUGUGGUGUUUUGCGAUCUUAAGGUUUUCCCAGGAUUCACCUUGAAUAAGCGUGCGUGGAGCGUGAUAUGAACCUGAAACUUCAAAUCUUCUGCCUGUCUCUGCUGCUUUUCGAAGCAUCUUGUUUCACUGAGUUUGAGAUUACCGUGCCCAGUGGCACUCUCAUUGGCUUUUACCACGAAGUGCUGAUCCUGCCCUGCACUUUCCCAGUGGACAUCUCAUGGGAUAUGAGCAGCACUGUUAUCACCUGGCAGCGUGGACUGGAUGUUGUCCACAGCUUCUAUUACAGCCGGGACCAACUUGACCGUCAGAAUCCACUCUAUGUCAAACGCACCAGCCUGUUCAAUCGGGAAAUGGCAAUAGGAAAUGCAUCACUCAGACUGGACAGAGUCACUCCGGAAGAUGCUGGCGUGUACACCUGCUCUAUCAGCACAAACUCAGGCAGCCAGAAGAAGAGUUUUACAGUAAAUAUUGCAGCGUUCUACUCUGAGCCUCGUCUGCAGUUUUUUGUGCUAAAUGAUUGGGUCAACCUGCUAGUGACUUCAGAGGGUGGAUAUCCGUCACCUACAUUGCAGUGGCUGCUAGAAAACUCCGAUAUCACCAACCAGACACAAACACACAUCGCACAGGACACACACACAGGACUUUACAAUGUGUCUAGCAGGAUAAAUCUCACUGAAGUCACCAACUCUUCUCUGACUUUCAUACUGCACAACAAGCUCCUGGGACAAGAAAUCAGGAGAGAGAUCCAGCUGUACUCAGAUAAGAGAGAGAAGCGAGAAGAGUCAGUUUACAGAUGUCAUGGAUGCGUAACACUGAUCCCUGGAGUUUUGCUGCUGGUGCUGAUCAUAAUAAGUCUUAUGAUCGUGUUCAUUAAAAACAGAAGAACUAAACAACACACCUUUAUUGGAAAGGAACUUUCUGAAACCAAAGCACUUAAUGGAAAACAUAAUGGUCAUUCAAACAUCUAUGUACAAAGUGUAUGAAUCCUUGAAUUUGAAGGACUUUUUUUCUUUAUAACUUAUUUGACGUGUGCAGCUUUGACCAAAAAGUAUGUUUUAUAUACUGGUUAACAUUUCAAUGCAUUUUUUAAGCCAUCUGUUAAACACAGCGAAUAGUAUUGUCUGUCAUCCAAACUAACCAGAUCAAAUGUAUUCAGUGAGGUCUUAAACACCUUACAUGGGUACUCUUUCACGAAUUAUGGUAUUUUAGUUUUUGGAGAAGAACAAUAAUGCAUAAUUUAUUUAUUAAUUUAUAACCAAAAUUCUGGUCCCAUUAAAGAAAGACUGGAGUGAACUAUUUUUAUAUUUUAUUUAUUAUUUAUUAGUUGAUUUUUUUCAACCAAAUUUCUGGUCCCAUUAAAAUGAGACUGGAGUGAAUUUCAAGUUUAAAGAUUUUAAAACCCAGCAUUUAAUAGAUCAUGAAAAACCAUUGACCGUUUGCCAGUUUCUACAGUCCACACUGUUGCUGUUAACUUUGUUGUCAUGUUCAAUAAAUUAUGUCAGGAUUAAUCAAA
Paramisgurnus dabryanus is the source of this 1658-nucleotide messenger RNA. Its product is annotated as programmed cell death 1 ligand 1-like. NCBI's taxonomy places the organism in Eukaryota, Metazoa, Chordata, Actinopteri, Cypriniformes, Cobitidae. The record is from RefSeq and is a predicted model, not a curated record. Gene Ontology annotation, cellular component: external side of plasma membrane. Gene Ontology annotation, biological process: cell surface receptor signaling pathway; immune response; T cell costimulation.